This is a messenger RNA of Arabidopsis lyrata subsp. lyrata, 2292 nucleotides long. RefSeq lists its product as uncharacterized. NCBI's taxonomy places the organism in Eukaryota, Viridiplantae, Streptophyta, Magnoliopsida, Brassicales, Brassicaceae. The transcript has a single exon. The coding region runs from base 492 to 2225 and encodes 577 amino acids. Gene Ontology annotation, biological process: defense response. The record is from RefSeq and is a predicted model, not a curated record.
AACUAUUUUAAGACAGAACUAACAAGUUUUACUUGCUUAAACUCAAACCCAAAAAGUCUAAAUGUUAAUGAUAUUGAAAAAAUCAAUGAUUUAUCACCUUAUUUCAGCAAAACCAGACAACAAUUCAGUAAUAAAAAAGACACAUACUUGAGGUGAAAUUGGAAUGAGUUCUUCGCCAACGCCAACUUGAUCCUCACGAAUGUCUCCUAAAAUAGUAAAUUUCUGCUGAAGAACAACACACUACUCCUAAUAAACUCGUUGUUUUUCUCACAUACACAAAACCAAAUUUAGCAAAAUGGUUAUUAUUACCUUUCUUCCGCUCUUUCGGAAUUUGUCACCACCAAUCAAACAAUCCUCUUUUUCAUUCAUCACCCACUUUUCAGAAUUGUGAAUUGAGAAUUGCGAGAGAGAUCUCAUUCUCCCUCUCGCAAUUCUCCAAUCCCUCCAAUCCAAGAAAUUUUUUUAAUGUAAAAUCAAUAUAUUGAUCCACAAUGUCGAUGUUGUUCCCAUCAUUUCAGUUGCUAGAGCUGAACAUAAUCUCAGCUCAGGACUUGGCUCCUGUCGCUCGCAAAACAAAGACUUAUGCUGUCGCUUGGGUUCAUUCCGAGCGUAAACUUACCACCCGUGUCGACUAUAAUGGUGGAACGAACCCAACAUGGAACGACAAAUUCGUAUUCAGAGUCAACGAAGAAUUUCUCUACGCCGAUACUUCAGCUGUGGUUAUUGAAAUUUACGCCUUGCAUUGGUUCCGAGAUGUUCAUGUAGGAACAGUUCGCGUCCUCAUCAGCAAUCUCAUUCCCCCUAAUCGUCGUCCAGGAUACAGAACCAGCAACAAUGAAUAUCGUCGCACCCCACCUCCAGGAAUGAGAUUUGUCGCACUUCAGGUUCGUCGUACUUCUGGUCGACCUCAAGGGAUUUUGAACAUUGGUGUUGGAUUAAUUGAUGGUUCUAUGCGGAGUAUGCCGCUUUAUACGCAUAUGGAUUCAUCUGCUGUGGGAUAUAGAGAUUUGCUCGGAGAAGAAGAUCAUCAUCUACAACAUUUGCAUUUAAAUAGCAACAAAGGCAGCUCAAAGAAUCCACAAUCUCCGUCUUCUCGACAAUACCAAUCCGUAAUCUCAAGACCUGAGCUCCGUCGUACGAAGAGCGAUUCAAGUUCUAUGGUUGUUUCAGAUCUUCUUAGUAGAGCUGAACGAAGUCGUUUAGCUAACAGAAAACCGGCGAGUGCAUUAGUAAGCAGUGACUCUGAAACUCUACCCACCACGACGGAUUCUGAUGAGAAAAAAAUGAAUGAGUACAUACCUCCUAGUAAAAACCCUAAGGUUCCAAGGCAACGAUACAAUUCGAUUGAUUCAGAUCUCAUAGAUUCGUCGCCAAUGGAGAAACCCCAUGUGGUGAUGCAGAGAAAAGAGAGGCACGAUGUUAUGCCGUAUAACUCGUAUCAUCAAUCACGUAAGACACCAAGAAAGAAGACAAUGUACGAGAAACAAAGAUCAGUGAAAGAUUACGAUCGUGGCCGAGCUUCACCAUACUUAUCGAGGCAUGGAACACCGUUGAGAUCGAACAUCAUCGCAUCUACUCCUAUGAGAUCCAACAUCAUCGCAAUGUCACCAAUGCGGUCCAACAUGGUUGGUUCGACUCCGAGGAGAUCAAACAUCGUCGGAUCUACCCCGAUCCGUUCAAACUAUAUGGCUACACCGAUGAGAACUCAUCACGAUUUUGGUACACCAGUGAGGAAUUUAGCUGGAAGACGAAUCCUAACUGAAUCGGAGUUAGGUCCAUCGCCAUCUGAAGUGGCUGACAAAUUGGCAAAAGAUAGAUCGCACGAAACAGAAAGUUCAAUACUCAGCGAAUGGAGCAUCGAUGAAUCUAGCAUCGAAGGAUUGCGUUCAAAACUCGAGAGAUGGCGAACAGAGCUUCCACCAUUAUACGACAUAGGAUCAAGCCACAUAAGUAGCAGCAAUUACGAUGGUGCAAGUGUUCCCGCCGCAACUGCCGGGGGAGGAAUGAGUUCAAGACGGAAAACUCCGACGGCAAAAAAGCAUAACCGCCGUCACACAGAUGGAGGUAAUGGACUUUUCUCGUGUUUUAGUAAGAUUUGCGGCGUGGAAUGCAGUUUCGUAUGCGGUGGUGGUGGUGGUCAAAUGGCCUCUCAAGGAUCUACCAAGAAAGGUGGGGCCGGACGUGUGCAACGCACAUAUUCCGCUGAUGAUUUGAGCUUUGUGUGAUCUUUAUUUUAUUGAUUUUUAUAUUAACUUUAUUUUUUUGGACAAUUUUUUUUUUGGGGUGGAUGAA